This is a messenger RNA of Meloidogyne enterolobii, 2096 nucleotides long. The record is from the annotation of a GenBank genome assembly. Lineage: Eukaryota; Metazoa; Nematoda; Chromadorea; Rhabditida; Meloidogynidae.
UUCCUCCCUUUUUUUAUUAAUUUUGUACUUUGUUCGCGAUUUUUGUUUUCAUGCUUUUUAUCAUUUAAUCUUUUUAUCAUUGAUCAUUUUUCUAAUAAUUUUUUCCACUUUUUUCAGUCAAACAAAAAUGACAAAUACGAGUGCUAACAUCGACGGCUCCCCACACCAACCAACAAAUGGAAUCAAUUCCAAAUUUCCAUCACCACCAAAAAAGCCGUCGAGUAAACGACCACCAGGUUCCCGUUCAAAAUGGUCUCAAUGUUCUACACCAGAAAAGUUUUGUUGGUUAGCGGCAAUUCCUUUUCGAACGUUGCUCUGUUUGGUGAAUAUUUUCUGUUUUGUGUUUGCCUAUUUUGGCUUUAUGCUGCCUGUGUUGUGGGCAAGGAAGUUGUGGCCGAGAUUUUAUUGGGGAUAUGAAGGAAAGCUUUAUAUGUGGCUGCAAGCUUUUGUUGCGUAUUGGGGAUAUACUGCAGACUAUGAUGUUUAUGAGUAUGGAGACGAUAUUCGCAGAUAUGCCGCGAAGGGAAGGGUUUUGGUUAUAGUCAACCAUCAAAGCUCUGCUGAUGUCAAUAUUUUGUUUACUGUUCUGCAAACUAAAGGAGUUGCUACUAGAAAGACAAUUUGGCUGAUGGAUGUUAUGUUUCGUUGGACGCCUUUUGGUAUUAUUGGUCAGAUGCAUGGUGAUUAUUUUAUUCGUCAAGGCAAAGCUUCGAGGGAAAAGGAAUUAAUUAAUUUAAAGAAGCACUUGAGAAAGACAGGCGUUGGGUUAUUCUAUUUCCUGAAGGAGGAUUUUACUAUAAGAGGAAGGAGGACAGCCAGAAGUAAGUACGGACGUAAACACGGUUUCCCUCAUUUGGAAUGGUGCACCCUUCCACGUAUUGGAGCUAUCAAGUCCAUUUUAGAGGAAGUUGGCCCUCGUGGAGAUGAUAGUGAUAGCGGUGUGGAGAAUGGACGUACGCGAAAAGUUCGCUCUGGAAUUCAGCUACUUAAAGAUGCUGUUGGGGAAAUUCGUGAGAAGAAACAUGUUAAAGAAACGCGUCCUCCUAUCACUCAUAUUCUCGAUGUUACCAUUGCCUAUCCAAACGGACAUCCUUUGAGUAUUCUUACUUUGUGCUUUGGAACGAGGGAACAAUGCGAUAUUGCCGUCCAUUACAAAAUGCAUUCUGUUGAUGAGGUCCCAUUCAAUGAUGAUAUUAAGCUUCGUGAUUGGCUUUAUGCUCAAUAUGCUAAAAAAGACAAGCUUUUGGCCAAUUAUUAUCAAAAUGGAGAAUUUGAGCCAGACGAGCCUGGAGAACGUAUUGUUUUUUCGUGGACGCGUAUUGUUGGACAUUGGGCUUUUUGGUUGACAAGUUUUUUGAUUCAAUGCAAAAUUUAUUAUUUGGUGCUACGCUUUAUUUUUUCUUUUUUGAUGUCUAUUUAGGAAGGAUUAUGAGAGGUUUUUAAAUAAUUAUUUACUCCAAAAAUUUUUUUUGUAUAAUCCCAAUGAGGCGCAUAAAACUCUGGAAAUUUAAAAGGGAGUUUUUUUAAUAUAUUAAAUGCAUCAAUCACCGGUUUUUUUCUCUUUUUUUUUAAUUUUUGAGGGGAUAGAGGUCGGGUUGACUGAUACAAAAAAGGAAGUCGGGUUGGAAAAUCUUUUGGAAAAUUUCCCGUAUUAGUUUUUUAUCGGUUAAACCCGGCUCACCCUUUUAAUAAAAAAAGGGAGGGGGUCAGAAGUUUUAAGAAAAUUUCCUUUAAUUUUUGAAUUCCUCUAUUUACUUUUGGAGCUUUUUUUGAACGUUCUGACCCCAACUUCAUUCUCAUCACAAUUUAUUUUUACUCUUGGCUUUUGUGCCGUUUAUAUUAUUCUAUAAUGUAGUUUUGAUCUUCCUUCAAAAAUGACCUAAAAAAUAUUUUCCGUUUCCUUUUUUCUUUUUUUGCUUUUAUAAUAAUAGUAAAAUGUUUAGAUUUUUAGUUGGUGCAAGAAACAAAAAUUUUUUUAAGCAAAUCUUGGCCCCCUUUCACGAUUAUUUUUUUUUGAUUUCUAAGGAACCUUUUUUUGCACCUACACCUUUAUUUCUUCUCUUUUUUUCCGAUUUUUCUGUUUCAAAAAAAUUUUU